Lathyrus sativus (Indian pea) is the source of this 420-nucleotide messenger RNA. The record is from the annotation of a GenBank genome assembly. NCBI's taxonomy places the organism in Eukaryota, Viridiplantae, Streptophyta, Magnoliopsida, Fabales, Fabaceae.
AUGGCUUCAUCUUCUUCUCAACCAGAAGGUUUAUCGGAAGAGGAUUACGACUUGAUCCAUGGCUCUGAAUCUGGUUGGGUCGAUGCUAGAACUUCAUGCCACCAUCUCCAUUCCUUAUCCACUGAUCUCGCCCACAUUCCAACCCCUAAUACUCCCUGCAACAGGUGCCAUCAUCCGAAUGAAAACUGGCUGUGUUUGUCAUGUAAAGACGUGCUCUGUGGCCGUUUUGUGAACAGACAUAUGCUCCACCAUUUUCGCGAAACUAAUCAUAGCGUGGCCCUCAGUUUCAGUGAUCUGUCGGUAUGGUGCUUCUCAUGUGACGCGUACUUGGAUGCUCAUGUUAUUCAGCAAUUGCGCCCUGUUCAUGAAGUGGCCUAUGUAUUGAAAUUCGGCGAGCUUCCACCAGUUGGAGCAAGCUAA